Messenger RNA from Acanthoscelides obtectus, 6672 nucleotides. Lineage: Eukaryota; Metazoa; Arthropoda; Insecta; Coleoptera; Chrysomelidae. The record is from the annotation of a GenBank genome assembly.
GUGACGUACUGACAUUUGUCUGGUUUGAUUCCAGGGUGACGGUUGUCCGCAAACAUGGGUUCACCUCACCAGCCAUGUCUUCUGAUUUUCAUAGCGGUACUUAGCAGCAUAGCCGGGGCAGAAUGCUGCACCUGUGCGAAAAUGAAGACUUUGGGAUAUACUGUUCCUUCAGGAGAUAUAACGCUACUAUAUGGAGACGCAUUGAACAUCACAUGCAACUUAUGUGAUAACUCAACGUUAGCGUACGGCGAAAAUGCCAGCGCUCUGUUAUAUUUCGAAAGGAAUAAUGACCUAGUCCCUAAAGAAGAGAUUGAGAUUAUAAACUCGACAAGUAUUCGCCUACACGUGCAAAGACAUCCAAUGGUAAAGAAAGACAUGUAUUACUGUUUGUUUAAUGAUACAAGAAAUAGAAAAGAAGAAAAGCUAGUCUGUAUGAAUACCGUUAUUGUAGGAGUGCCACCCCAAAAUGUGACAGAUUUCUCGUGUAUAAGUAGAAACUAUGAAGAUUUGGUUUGUACGUGGACACCACCUGAGAAUUACGUCAAUACAUCAUAUAAUUUGUCGUAUACCCUAAAAGGUAGAGCCGGAAGCUGCCUAGGUAACAGUAAAAACUCAAAAAAGUGCAUCAACGAAAAACGUAAGGUCAGAAAAAUAACACUUAACCCACACCGGUGUCCAAACCUGGAAUACGAAAAAGGAGAUCCCCCAAAAAUGCACUGUUUCUGGAACAUAUCGACGAACCCCCAGUACAGGCAAGCUCAUCCUGCAUUCGACUUCACUCUGACAAUGUGGAACGUCUUCAACAUGACAACUCAGGUGUUUCCCUUUGACCACUUCAAAAAUGUGCGGCCAAACGCUCCUGAGAAGCUAACUGCCAAUGCGACUUCACCUCACUCAAUACUCCUUAGUUGGAAAAUUCCGUCGUCGCUGAAUAUUUUUCCACCGGGGGUGCAUCACAGGAUACUGUACCAGUGCCAGCAUUAUGAGAAAAAAUGGCAGUUUGGAGGACUUAUCACUAAUAUUAGCAAUAAAUCGCCUGUUUAUGAAUUGAAGAAUCUCAAAUACGCCCACGCUCUGUGCGAUAUUCGAGUGAGUAUAAGGUCCGCAGAAGCGACAGAAGAACGUAUGUGGUCAGAUAACGCUACGGUAACUGCUAGGACAGAAAGUGAUAUACCUGAUGGGCCACCCGAUUCAACUUAUGGCAGUUUUGAGAUCGUAUCACAUGAUCUCACGAGACACGUUUACAUAUAUUGGAAGCAAAUAAAGGAGGAGCAGAAAAAUGGACAGAACUUUACAUAUGUUGUCGAGGUUGAAGGGUUUCCAAAUAUGCACCCUGUUGAGCUGACAAGGGCUUACGCAAAAUUCGAAAAUUUGGAACACAGAGAUUAUUUCAUACAUAUCAGGUCUAAGAAUGAAAAAGGACAAUCUUUAAGUAGGUCGACGGUGCAUAUCCCGAAAGAACAUAUCAGCGAACCAUUGUACUUCUCGAAAGUGGCGUAUAAAGACACUCUCUUUGAGUUAUCAUGGGAGCCACCAAAAACCUAUAGGAAAAUCAGUAACUAUACAAUAUUUUGGUGCAAUAACGAUAACGAGAGGCCUUAUCAAUGUCAGGGUGAUCUAGACUGGACGAUAGUACCUAGUAACGUCGUGAAACAUAACCAGACGCUUCCAAGGAGGAACAUUUAUCAAUUUGCGAUAUCCGCAAACACUGAAGAGGGGAGCAGCGGUAUGAUUUGGGCAGAAUGUACAGGCAUAGCCAAUAAACAAAUCACAAAAAUGAAGACUGUAUGGAUAAACAGCGUUGGAUCUGACUUUAUCGAGGUCAGAUGGAGAAUGGACUGUUCAGAAAGAACAGAAAAAAUAACCGGAUUUGUAGUCUACUAUUGCCCAAUAGGUUCACCUUCGUCACAAAUCAACUGCAAAGAACCACAAAAAAAUGUAACUAUACAUGGAAACAAAACCAUUCAAAAAGCAGUCGUUCAUAACCUGAUGCCAUAUACUUCCUACAGACUGACAGUUAGUUCUAUAAUAAACAAUAAUAACUUCAGUCCAACCAGUGAUCCAAUGUUGAAUACGACCACAGAAGCUGCGCCAUCGACACCUCCUUUGAAUGUAACCGUUUACAAAGUGACGAAUUCUUCGAUUUCGCUGAAAUGGGAAAAGCCAGCUACUAUCAAUGGAGUCUUGAAGUAUUAUAUGGUUUACUAUAACAAUAAUUCUACUAAGGUGGAUCCUCAUCACAAUAAUGUCACACUUACAGAUUUGAUGAGCUUCAAAAACUACACAAUCUCGGUGGAAGCUUGCACGGUAGCUUGUUCGAAACCAUCCGAAAAAAUGACAGUGACGACAAACAUGUGGCAACCUGGCAAGAUGAAAAAACCGUUUGUGUCUCUUUACAACGACUCUCUUAUGGUGGUUGCUUGGGACAGACCAAACCCGCCAAGAGGCAAGAUAAACUAUUACGAACUCAGGAUUGUCGAAAAGUUCGUCACCCAAAACUUAUCUUUGGUAACACCGAAGAGAGUGGAUCACGAGAAUUAUAGUAUUGCAGAUUGUGGGGAGUCGGGAAAAUACGACGAUAUUUUGGUUUCGGUCAGAGCUGUCAAUGUUUUGGAUCAAAAUACCACAUACUACGGCCCAUGGAGUGAUACUCUGGAAGCUAAAUGUUCACAGUUCAAUUCUUUGAUAUAUGUGGUACUAAGUAUACUCUUGGUAUGUAUAGCAGCCGGGUUUCUCUUCGUUUUCAAGAAACUCUAUAUCGUUUGCAAGAACAUGCAAAAUGUAGAAGUGAAACUACCUCCAGGCUUGGCUCCAGUUGUGGAGCAACGUGACCCAGAAAAAAAUAGCCCUGAGGAUAUGGACCACCAUUCAGGCUCUGAUGAUGCACUUUUAUUGACCAAAGUGAGCGCGGAUUCCAGUGGGUGCAGCUCAGCACCCGAUAGUAUCACGUCUUCCUUGGAAACUGGAACCCACGUGUCGAAUUCGGAUUCGGGCACAGAGCAACCCAUGAUGAUUGGGGACGACUGUGGCAAAGGAUCGCUUAGACAGAGGAAUGUUUCUAGCAAAGGCUACGUAUUGCCAGAUGCGAUGAUGUCAGUGAAUUGGGGUUCAAAAACACCUCCCCCAGGGUCAAAUUACUGCGUGUUGGGCGUAGACCCUGCUAUUCAGAGUGACACAGAGUUGCCAUACAUCUCUAACAGCACAGGAUCUUUGCCUUACAUAUCGUGCGACUCACCGCCUCCUACUACGCCAUAUGUCAUGACAGGUGACUUCGUGAAGACUACUAACCCUGGUUAUGUGCCGUAUAGUCCCCCUGAGCCCUCAUCCAAGAAAUCCAUGGGCUAUGUGAUGGCAGGUUUGACCAAGGAUAUGAUUACCCCAAACAUACUUCAGUGCAAACCAUCGCCAGAAGAGAAACCUGGCUAUGUGAAAGCCGAGAACCUGGCAAACCUAAAAACCGGCCAGUUUGCCUGGCAGUCUCAGCCUGAGCCUGCCCUGCCAAAAACGGGCUAUGUGAGUGUAGGGGAUGCUCUUCCCCCUGCAAAGACUACAAUGGAGAUUACGAAGGGAUAUGUGCCCCAUCGGCAGUUUGAGACUAAAGCCCUAAAGGAGGACUAGAUAGAGUGUUACGUAUUGGCAGAUGCGAUGAUGUCACUGAAUUGGGUUCCAAAGACACCUCCCCAUGGUCAAAUGACUGUGUGUUUGGCGUAUACCCUGCUGUUUAGAGUGAGAUAGAGUUGUCAUACAUUUCUAACAGCACAGGAUCUUUCCCUUACAACUCGUGCGACUCACCUCCUUCGCCUACACCAUAUGUCAUGGCAGGUGCUUUAUAUUUUAAUAAUUAAGUGUGAAUCGAAUCAUUGAUCAGUAAUUAUCAAAUCACUGAGUGAUUUGUUAAAACAGCGUACAUACCAGAUAAUUACGGCACACAAACCGUGUAAUUUCUCCACAUUUGGGAAAGAAAUUGAACCGUCUGCGACACCUUAUCCAUUCCGGCAUCAAAUUGACAUGGAAUUCGGAAUCUAUGCACCCGAUUUGCCCAGGAUACGAGUUUUCACUUUUGUGUAAAAUUCUAGCAUUAGUGCUGCGGGCGCCCAUGUUUAUAUUACAAAUAGAUAUAGUGCCUCUACCAAACAACAUCUAACACGCUAUCCAGCAUCAGGUCAACCAAUAAUACUUUCUCUUUCAUCUCUAUAUCGUGUAAUUCAUUAUAGUUCUUUAUUUAGUUUUACUAUUCAUAGACAUACAAUCAGACAUACAAUGGACUAAUUUGUAUCUAAAUUUAGUGAUAACUCUUAGUAUAGAGAUGGUUGGCUGUAAGAAUAGCAUUGCUCAACUCCUCCAAUAAUGCCAAUACAAAUGUACACAAUUUACCCAGAUAAUAAAGCAUCAGAGUCUAUCUAUUUUAUAACAUAUGUGUUUUACCCUUUCAUCAACAUUUGUAUGUUCAUUUUAAUAACUAAUUGUCUUUUAAAAGCCCAAUGGUUAUAAUUUUGGUAUUUUUGUCCAAAAUUCACUAAUUUUUGAAUAUUUAAUUCAAUAUUUUUUUAUAUAAUCGUAACAUUGUCUACUUCAAAUCUGUGAUAAAACACGCUAAGAUACAACACAGAAUACAAAAGAUGAAGCGACAACUCUCUCUUUCUCUCUCUCUCUCUCUCAUUAUCAUGUGUAUUGAUUUGUUUCACCUUUUUUUUUUAAUUUAAGCGCAGUGAAGCGCCAAUUCUAGUUUCAAAUAUGUUUUGCAUCUUAGUAACACGCUGAAGAAAGUUCAAAAUACAUAUGUUCCAAAAUAUUCAAAUGCAAAAGUUGCAUAGUUGAAACAGUAACGUGUAAAAAUCGAACUCUGAGAAAAUUGAGUGCAAAAUUCUGGAUUUUGUCGAACUAAAUAAAUAGUAUUUUUUAUAUACUAUUUUUUUUUAUUUUUUGUGUUAUAUUCUGUAAAUAGUUUUCUCCAUUUUUGUAUAUAAACCUUGAUUUUAUUUAAUGCAAUUAAGGCAUAAAGCGGAAGUGUCUAUCAUGUGGAAGUUUUAAGAUUUGUCAAAAUUGAAGUCAUUACAUUACACUAUAUAAUAAGAUUGUUAAACUUCUGUAAUACAGCACUAUGUUGCCUACUCAAAAUUGUGAAAAUAAAUUUAAUGCAAUUAUAGCUAAUCAAAUAAAUCGCCGCUAGUUUAAAAUAAAGAUAAGUUUCCUUAACCAUCAGUCUAAAUGUAAAAAUGCGUGUACAAGUUUGCUAUUUAAAAAGGAACGCGCGCAUAAAACAUGGAAUUUUGGAGACUGAACAAGUGUCCAAUUGAUUUGCCAGACUGUUUUUAGGUCACUAUACAAAUGUUUUGAAGCUGGCGAAAAUGUAAAAAUAAUGAAGAUAGUGUAAAUGGGCAUACAAUAGAGAAUAUACAUAAGCAGAUCUUCCACAGACUAGAUACGAUCCCAUUUUGAAAAAAAUUGAAAAUUUUGUGCCUUACAAUUUUGACUGAGCAUAAAAAAAAUUAAGAUUUUGGUAUUUAUAUAGGGUAGUUAACUUGCCAGAAUAAUAAAUAGAUGCUUGCAUUUGCAAUUCUAGUGAUACUCAUAAGCACUAUGUCCUUUUGACUGAAUUAGAAUGUCAAUUUAUGUAAUUUUUAAUGUUUCACAAAAUGGGGUCCUCAAUAUUAGAAUCUCUGAAACUACGUGUAAAAAUAUAUAUUAACAAUGUCCUUUACUGACUUUGAUAUUUUAAAUUUUUUUCCAAAAUUCUGACAAUUUCAUAAAAUUUGUCUUUGAUGAAUGUUUCAUCUCUUAUAGUUUCUGGGGUUCGGGCCCCACUGUAUAGAAGUAGAUGUAACAUGAUGAAUAAGACUUUUUUCGAAAACCUUACAUCUGCUUUGUGAUGUCUUUUGGAUCAGCUCUGGAAAAUGGCAGCUGCUUUUUUUAUCGAAUUUAGAAAAAUUGCAGCUGCUAGCUUUAUAUUUGGACUAAAAGGCGUUGAGUUAUAUUUUUCAAUAAUGAUGCUAAAGUAAUAUACAUAAGCAAAUGCGAAUUUCAAUCAGAACUUCACAAAACCUACUAUUACAAAAUUUUACCUUCCAACACCAUCAAAAAACGCAUUUUGAGUAUGUUACCUACAAAAUAAUGGCAGUAUUUUUCUAAAUUUGAAGUCUACUCGGAAUCGACUCAUUUUGGUGCUCAACUAUAUAUAGCUUUCUGUCUAUUAAAUUUUGAGAUAUCCUGUAUUUUUGAAAAGGGUAAAAAAUAACUGUCGUUUUGUAUGAUCAACAAGUGCAAUAUUUGGAUUAUCAAAGUUGUGAGAUUUUCUGUAUCAAAGACUGACUGUGAUAAAAUUAUGACAUUUUUGAAUGAGUUUUGAUUGAAAUUGUGCAUCAAUGCCAGCUACAGAUAAAUUUUUAUACUUUUUGAGAAUACAUAUUCUCAGAUAGACAAGGAAAAUACUCUGCAUACAUACAUAUGUAUAAUAAACAUAGUUUAGUACAAACCAUGAAAAUUGAAAAAUUUUCAUGGUGACACAUUUUCACAUUGUUUAUAUGUGAACCUGAACACAUGUGGCUGGAUGUUUUUCUAAGUAAGAUGUAGUCAAUAGAACAUUUAAAUUUAUAUCAAGUUGUACCUAUAAUAAUUAUGUAUUGUCAUGUUCCUCUUUUCAUAAAACUUCAAAUAUAUGUAUUAUAUUUAAAA